Molecule: messenger RNA, 1536 nt
Organism: Aspergillus ibericus CBS 121593
Lineage: Eukaryota; Fungi; Ascomycota; Eurotiomycetes; Eurotiales; Aspergillaceae
Product: flavin-containing monooxygenase
Exons: 9
Coding region: 1-1536 (511 amino acids)
Molecular function (GO): NADP binding; N,N-dimethylaniline monooxygenase activity; flavin adenine dinucleotide binding
Source: RefSeq, a predicted model, not a curated record
AUGGCGUUUUCUGAGCCUAAGAUUCCGUUCAAUGAAGUCAUUAUCAUAGGGGCCGGCUUUUCCGGUCUAGCCAUGGCCUGUCAGCUCAAAAGAAAGCUGGGAUGUGAUGACUUCGCUGUGUUUGAUCGAGCUAGUGGAUACGGGGGAGCAUGGCAUGCAAACAAAUAUCCAGGAUGCGGCGUCGAUAUACCAGCAGCACUAUACAGCCUCUCUUUUGCGCCAAAAACGGACUUUUCCUGUUUCUUCCCCAAGCAGCACGAGAUCCUACACUAUAUCAAUUCGGUGGUCGAAGACCAUCAGCUCAUGUCGAAUUUCACCGGUCAUACUGAGUGGGUGGGCGCUUCAUGGCAAGAGUCUUCCAAGACAUGGCACGUCAAUCUUAAAGACCUCCACACUGGGCAAGAAUUCACCCGCGAAUGCAGAAUUCUCAUCUCUGCCGUUGGAGCCCUAUCGAUGCCAAAUAACUCCAGUAUCCCAGGAGCCGAGCGAUUCAAAGGGGAUGUUAUUCAUACAGCAAAUUGGGAUCGGUCGGUAUCUCUGCGAGACAAGCGAGUUGUAGUGAUUGGCAACGGUGCAUCUGCAACGCAGGUAAUACCAGCAAUAGCGAAAGAUGCUCGUGAAAUUACCCAGUUUAUCAGGACACCGCAACUCUACCUGCCUGGACAGAAUACCACGAUUAGCAACCUCUGGCAAAGUGCUUAUAAGUACGUGCCGGGACUGCUGGUGCUAGUUAGAAUCGUGAUAUUUCUGUAUCUCGAAACAGCCACGCUGCAAUUCCGCCGGAAUCGGACUGGUGCGAAUAUGAGAGAUCAGCAAUUUCUAGUCAGCAGGCGCUACAUUCUGGACAAUGCUCCUGAGAAAUACUGGCCCUUGUUGAUUUCGACUACCGAAGCAGGUUGCAAGAAGAGACGGGUCUUCGACAACGACGGCUACAUUCAUUGUCUGAACCGAGACAAUGUUCACCUAAUAAAAGAUCCAGUUGUGGAGAUUACCGAAUCAUCAGUCGUAACUCAGUCUGGUCAAACGUAUCCUGCCGACGUGAUUAUACUUGGAACCGGCUUCUCGUUAGCCCACUUUGACACUAGCAUCACAGGCUGCCAAGGAAUAACCCGUGCCGAACACUGGCAAUCCCUCGGUGGAAUCAAAGCAUUCAACACAAUCGCCCUGUCCGGAUUCCCAAACAUGUUCUACGUUCUCGGGCCCAACUCAGGCACCGGUCACACGUCGACAAUCUAUGCUAUCGAGAGCUACGUUGACCUUAUCAUCCGCGUCAUUGAGCCCAUUCUUAAGAAAAAGGCCUCAUCUGUACAAGUCAAGGCAUCUAGCGAACAGGUUUACAGCAAGAAGAUCGAGCAGGCGCUGCAGAAGACGGUCUAUAACAAUGCAUGUCCAAGUUGGUUCAUCGACAAGAAGACCGGCACCAAUUGGGCGAUUUAUCCUUGGAGUUCCUUUUGGAUGUGGUAUACCACGAGAGCUGCGGGACUCGAUGACUGGAUUCUUGAGGUACGAGUCUCACGGGUUUUGAACAAGAAUUAG